CAUUUUGGGGGUUUCAUAAUGUAUUAGUAACGAACUGAUAUAUAAUGAUAUAUAUUUUUUAACCUGCUUCAAGCCGCCGCCGCGUGUCUGUUGACGCCGGGGCGUGACGUCACCACGGCGGUUGGCCGUUGUUCUGCUCGGUGAUAACAAAAACACUCAGGAGGUGGAGAGAAGAGAAGCUCUUUGCACCGGGGAGGAUGCGCUCUCUCGUCGGGCUCGCCGUUGUCGUGACCGCAGCCAGCCUGUACCUGUACUAUCUGUCCUUGUACCUCCCUGCCGGACCACGGAGACGUCCUCGGCCGGGUCCGGAGGCUGAACAUGUGGAGGGGGGCGAGUCCGAGGGUAGCAGCGACACCUCCGGGGAACUCAGCAGGUUGAAGUUCCCGUCUGACCUGGAGGAGCUGCGGGAGCUGGCUGAGCUGCUGCAGUUUUACAAGAAGGAGCACACCGGCUAUGUUCUGCUCCUGUUCUGCAGCGCGUAUCUAUACAAGCAGUCCUUUGCCAUCCCGGGGUCGUCUUUCCUGAACAUUCUUGCAGGAGCUAUCUUUGGACCGUAUGAAGGGCUGCUCCUUGCCUGUGUGCUCACCACGGUGGGCUCCACCAUGUGCUACCUGCUGUCCCAAGCCUUUGGAAAGCAUUACAUUGUGAAUAUCUUCCCAGAGAAAGUUUCCAUGCUGCAGAAAAAGGUGGAGGACAACCGGGACUGUCUGUUCUUCUUUCUGCUCUUCCUGAGGUUCUUCCCCAUGACGCCCAACUGGUUCCUGAACAUGUCGGCCCCGAUAGUCAACAUCCCCAUCACUUUCUUCUUCUGCUCGGUAUUUAUUGGCCUGCUGCCCUACAACUUCAUCUGCGUCCAGACCGGCGUCAUGCUGUCCGAGGUGUCGUCGCUGGAUGACCUGUUUUCCUGGCAGCGCCUCCUGCAGCUGCUGGCCAUCGCCUGCGUGGCUCUGCUGCCCGGCGCCCUCAUCCGACGCCUCAGCCAGCGGCGCCUCAAGCUGAGCGUCCAGAACGGGCUAGACGCAGAUAAGAAGGGGCAGUGACCCGCUGGAGUGUUGUUGUUUUUUUAUUUUAAUUUAUAUUUUUGUCUUUUUUUUAACGUUUUCCUCCACACGGUUUUCUGAUGCCUUCUGCUCUCCAGAGGAAACGCGUUGGAAGUGACAGCUGUUGAGACAAACCUCCUGUUCUGGAGGGCUGUGCCCCUCUGGAGUCGCGUGGAGAUGAGCAAGAAUUAAUGGUUUUGUAAAAAUUACAAAAGCAUUUCUUUUUUUUUUUUGCCGAUUUCCAGUUGUGGUGUUUUUGUGACAACAGUAUUUGGGUAACGUAUGAAUGUACAGUAAUAAGGAAGUCGGGGAUUUUUUUUUUUUUUUUUUUUGUAGUUUUUUUUUUUUUUUUGCACUCAUUUUAAACAGUAAGAGUUCAGCUUCGGUUUAAACCCUGCGUUCAAAGUGCCUGUUGUUCAGUUUUGGCCUUUAAACACUACCUCCAUGGACUCUCUGAAACAUUAAUGUGAAAACUGCGGAAGACCUGGCCAUGUUUCUACAGAGUAGAUUGGCAUAUGGGUGUCUUUUUUUUAUAUAUUUGUAACUGAAAAGUGAAUUAGCCUCAAGGCUUAACAUCAGUCACAACAUUAUAAAACAUACCAGGCCUUAAGUGUUCAGAACAGUAAAAAAAAUGAUAAUAAUACAACUUAGAGGCCAGACCUUUGACUCUAAAGCCAUUGUAGGUGCCUGGGAGCAGCUCAGAUCAGCGAAGGCUUCGCUCCAUAAUCCACUAAAGCUCCACUGCCACUUUAAGAGAUUGAGAGUUCCUCCUCUGAUAGUCUGGAGGGUUAGGGCUGUUUUUUUUUUUUUUGUAUUUUUUUAUUUAGCAGAAAGCCCUUCACUGCCCUAAGGUUUUAGUACAGGAGCGGACGGGUGUGAUUUUUAACUUCAUGUCUUUACUCUUCUUACUCUUUCGAAAUAAUUUUGCAUUUUAAAGUAAAUAAAACCGACAUGAUUUGGUACAAUGUCAACGUUCAGAAGAUCGCAGGCCUGAUUCUCAUUGCAGUGUUAUUUCAGACUUUGUAAAGGUUUUCUAAGCUACGGACUCUCUGUUGUCUCUUUUUAUGAUUCACGUGUUUGUCAGCUGUUUACUCUAGGUUGCUGUGUUAUGUCAUGACUUUUCUGUAAUGGGUUAGGACGGACAUUUUUGCAUCUGCCUUUUCUGUCGUUGAUAUAAAUCAUUUAAAAUGGAA
This is a messenger RNA of Fundulus heteroclitus (mummichog), 2233 nucleotides long. RefSeq names its product transmembrane protein 41aa (gene tmem41aa). NCBI's taxonomy places the organism in Eukaryota, Metazoa, Chordata, Actinopteri, Cyprinodontiformes, Fundulidae. The coding region runs from base 198 to 1040 and encodes 280 amino acids. The record is from RefSeq and is a predicted model, not a curated record. The transcript is spliced from 5 exons.